Haliotis rubra (blacklip abalone) is the source of this 1263-nucleotide messenger RNA. RefSeq names its product vitelline envelope sperm lysin receptor-like. The transcript has 12 exons. Lineage: Eukaryota; Metazoa; Mollusca; Gastropoda; Lepetellida; Haliotidae. The coding region runs from base 150 to 1160 and encodes 336 amino acids. The record is from RefSeq and is a predicted model, not a curated record.
ACAAACCCAGUCUUGACUGGGUGACAGUGUUCGUCUCAGUCUGAUUAUGUAACAGUCCGGCAUGCUGCACGUGCAGUGAUACGGGGAAGAACAUUUACAGUCACGGGUGAUGUCUGCGUGGGGAGUCAGCUCAUGUGAGAGGGUAGACUAUGGAGAUUUGGCUGGCGGCAGUUUACGUUUUAAACGUAUCUUGUUUGUCCGUUUUAGCGAAGAUUCCUGCCGGCUAUAUUCUCAAAGUCACUCCUCACUGUGGGGCUCAUCCGGUUCGUCCCGCCCUGGUAACCAUCGUAACCGACCUGACAGUUUGCGCCGUGGCUGAAUGUGCAGAGAGAACAGUUCCUUUCAAGACUUCUGACGGGGUCAACUUUCAGCUGUUUAUUGCCUACCCGGGACAGAGUAAUCUCCCUUGUGUAUUCAAGAAACAGAAGCAUGUGAUGACGUUUGUUGUGAAAGUCUUGGUAUCGUACGGUGAAAGGGAAAGAUCACUGCGCCGAAAAGAGAAAGUAACCAUCAUCUGUACCUUCGACGGCAAAAAUACCAGUGGUUCACAGACAUACAGCAUUAUCCAGAAACUACUUGCACCGAUGGAGAUCCAACGUAACGUGGGCCAGGACAGCAACGCAACUUUCACCCUGAGAUUGACAGACAUCUAUGGCAACGACCUGUCCAGCAGCUCAGUCCAUCUUGGCCGAACAGUUCAAUUGAGAGCAUCUGCUGUCGGACUGCCAAUCGAUGCCAACAUGAUGCCGGUCUCCUGUGAUGCGGUGUCCACUGUCAGCGGGACACGGUAUUCCAUCCUCAGAGCAGGGUGUGGUGACGGCAUGGUCUUCAAUAAAACUGAUGGGUUCAGCAGCUUCAGCAACGAGACAAGAAGUCCAUAUUUCCAAACCUUUGUCCUGGAGGAUGACUCGCCGCUGAAAUAUGAGUGCAACUUCACGCUCUCCAAAAGACCAAGUGGUGAUGAAUGCCAGAUUCCACAAUGUUCAUGCUGGGGUGCCCAAACCAACUGCUGUUACACAUGUGAGGAUGUCCGAAAUGCCUACGCUGAGCUGAACUGGACGAUGAAUGAACGGUCGAUUGGGCAGUGCACUGGCUCCCCGUGUACGGUGAAUUCAUGUCACAAUGAAAGAGCCCGUAGACGUACCGCCAGUAGGCGAUGACAGUAUAAAACCAACGCUGUUAUUUACGGUACGGACCAAGGACUGGUGAUCGCGAGCUGUCUGGUAUGAAUGUAGUUCAGCUAUAAAGAUUAUUAUAACUUGA